AUGUUGUGCUACUUCCAUCAGUGCCUCCCUCCAGCCUAUCAGGACCUCUUCCCCACCACCCACCCACCCAUGUACGCUGCCAGACGCCCAGCAGCACCCACCUGGCACUCAGCACUCUGCAUCCCCCAGCGUGUCACCCCCUGUGUCCCCCGCCAGCAGAUCAGCUCCUCCAGCUUCUCUCAGCAGCAGUGUGUGACCCAGUGCACGCCGUGCCCACCCAGAUGUGUGCCACAGCUGCAGUGGGUAACCCAGCAGCAGACUCUUCAGCGGCCCCGUGUCCCUCGGUGUGUCACCCUCUGCCUGCCAUGCCGUGAAACCGAGGAGGUGUCACAGGAGUUUGGGGUCACCAAGUGUGUGCCCCAACAAAGUGGGACUGAGAGUGUGACCGAGCCCCUGCCCCCCCGUGUCCCUCAGCAGCCACGUGGCACCCGGGAUGUGACCACGUGUGUACCACAGCAGCCCUACCUGACCAGGGGCAUCCGGCAGCACCAGUGUGCCACCAGGUGUGUCCCCCAGCAGUGUGUGACCUUGUACUCCCCACAUCAGCAGUCUGCUCCCAGGUGUGUCACCACGUGUGUCCCGCAGCAGCGUGCCACCAGGUGUGUCUCACACCACUUUGUGACCUCUGCCACCCCGCAGCAGUGUGCCACCACUCGUGUCCCGUGGCAGUGGGAGACCAGGUGUGUCACCAAGUGUGUCCCACAGCAGUUGGAGACAACUUCUGACCCACAGCAGCUGGGUGUCACCAAAUGUGUCCCAGAGCAGCAGUGUGCCACCAAGUGUGCCACUAAGUGUGCCACCCAGCAGUGUGCCACCAGGUGUGUCCCAGAGCAGCAGUGUGCCACCAAGUGUGCCACCCAACAGUGUGCCACCAAGUGUGUCCCAGAGCAGCAGCAUCCCACCAAGUGUGCCACCCAGCAGUGUGCCACCAGGUGUGUCCCAGAGCAGCAGUAUGCCACCAAGUGUGCCACCAAGUGUGCCACCCAGCAGUGUGCCACCCAACGGUGUGCCACCAAGUGUGUCCCAGAGCAGCAGCAUGCCACCAAGCGUGCCACCAAGUGUGCCACCCAGCAGUGUGCCACCAGGUGUGUCCCAGAGCAGCAGCGGUGUGUGACAAAGUGUGUCCCAGAGCAGCAAUGUGCCACCAAGUGUAUCCUACAGCAGUAUGCCACCAACUGUGUCCCCCAGAACUGUGUGACAAGGUGUGUCCCAGAGCAGCAGUGUGCCACCAAAUGUGUCCCUCAGCAGGAGUGUGCCACCAAGUGUGUCCCCCAGCAGUGUGCCAUCAAGUGUGUCCUGCAGCAGCGUGCGACCAAAUGUGUCCCACAGAGGUGUGUGACAAAGUGUGUCCCAGAGCAGCUGUGUGCCACCAAAUGUGUCCCCCAGCAGUGCCACUCAGGGGGAGUAAAAAUUUCAAGUCAUGCUCAGAAAUAUUGCUCGGUGUCCAAAUGUCCCUGGUAA
Calypte anna (Anna's hummingbird) is the source of this 1461-nucleotide messenger RNA. Its product is annotated as spore coat protein SP87-like. Bases 1 to 1461 code for a protein of 486 amino acids. NCBI's taxonomy places the organism in Eukaryota, Metazoa, Chordata, Aves, Apodiformes, Trochilidae. The transcript has a single exon. The record is from RefSeq and is a predicted model, not a curated record.